CAGCAUUGCCAGCUGAGAAAGUCAAACAUGUGUGAAGACAGUGAAAGAGCGGAUCCAUAAGAGCUUUAGCAAGAACCUAAACAAAAGAGAUUGCGAUGCUUAUGAGAAAGCUGAAGAAACUUGUUGAUUGUGUGUUAUGAGAGCCAACGAUAACUUUAAAAGAUAAUUGUAAAUAUUUUAAAGAAAGAUAAAAGGAUAAAGACUUUAAUUGUUAAGUUAGAGUAUUGUUUGAUUAAAAAGUGAAAAUUGUGAGCGGAGUGGAGCGAUUGUGUUCGGAAACACAAUUUAUGAAAUGUUAAAUCAUGUUUUCAAAUCCUUAUCUACUUUUAUGAUUACUAUCUUGAGGUCUGUAAUUGAGUCCAAUAGCAAUAGCCGAUUUGCUAAUUUACUAAAUUAAGGAUCUUGCUGGAACGGCCACAACAGCAUGAUUAUAAAUGAAAUCAAACCAGCGGACAUUAUCAGUUUGGCACUUUUUAUUACAUAAAUAUUUUUCCGUUUUUGAUACUCCUCACUAUGUUGUGGUUUCCAAGAGGUCCUUCAGGAACUCCACUCGACCAUUAAAAACUCUUUAUUACUCCAUUUUUAUAUAUACAUACAUACUCAAAAGUAAUAUCUCAACACCACGAGAACACAUUAAAAACUUAGAGACUUUUUCCACACUUGCAUUGGCGCUGUCGCGCUCUUUCGCUUGAGCUUUUAUAGACGGCAGCUUUCGGCGCUCCGCCUGGAAGCAUGCUUAUACUUUCCGGCAGUCGGUCAGUUGAACUUGACUAUUCGUGCAUUGUGGAGGGUCAGGUGCGCGCAACUGUGUCAUAAGGCGGAAAGCGAACGUGACGAUUGUAUGUGGUACUUCGGGAAGAAAGUAAAAGCAGAACAUACGAAAGUCGCAAAGGCGCAAAGUUGAACGUUGAAAAGGAGCGCAAUUUGCACAUACUACGGAGUAAUCAUUCCCACAUCUAAGCUUUGGGUGCAUAUUCUCCUUUGUUGAAUGGGCACGCACUUGCCAUUAGAUGGUUGGGUCGUCAAUCACAGGCGGAUGAAAGGCAACAACAACAACUACGGGUAUUUAGAGGAAAGCGUUUGAUAUAAAAUUUAAUGAUUUAGUAACGUGAAGUCGCUGCUUGAAUUGCAAAUCGAAAAGAGUGUUCACCUCUACUUUUGUUGAAAUUUUAAAGGCAUUCGGCGCUUUUCUUAGGAAGUUAUUGCCGGGUUCAAUUGCCGCUAAUUGAAUUACGCCUAGCGUUUUGACCACCAAAGAGAAUAUGUACUAGCGUCUGCUUCUAUGGCUUCAUUGGCACUUGGAUGGGCGUGUGUGUGGUAGAUAAUUUGCCGACUUAAGCCGUAGAGGCUAGCGAUAAAACGGUGAAGACUUGCUCACAUCGUCCGCGAGGGUCCGCAAGAUAGGUUGCUGUGAACACUUAUUGCGUUUUAUAAAAGUAGAGAACAUUAGUUUGUAGUUGGCUGGGAAACAAAAUGGAAUACAUAUUCGAGUGCUUUUUCGAGAAUACAUUCGAUAAAAUCACACGUAAUGGGCUGCAGGAUCGCUCCUCGCGUCGUGAUGUACUGGACCACUUGAACGCUGUGAUCGGCGGUUGCAGUGAUGGGCAAAAUAUGCACACGGAGGAGGUGGCGCGAUUCGCUGUGUUGGCUGCAGUGCGUUAUCAUCGCGAGAAGAAGAGCGGAAAUGGAGAUGUCUGUCUCAUGGGCAAAUUCCACAAUAUUCUGUACAUUGCGCUGCGGACUUGCUGGGAUUGGGGCGUACGUGAUUCCACUGUUGUGGUCCUGUUGUUGGAGGAGAUCUAUUCAUGCGAGAAAACAUUUGAACGGAUAUUUUUGGGCGCCUUAUUCGGGCCCCAUGCGCCGCACUUCAUAGCCGGUUGGCGCAGCGACUUUCGCGACCAGGAUGAGAACACGCGAGCCAUGGUCUACUUUCUUCAUCAUGCCACAUCACUUAGCAUGCAACUGCCAGUUUGGAUUGCGCGCUUCGAGCAGGAACGUAUGGUGAGAUUCAUUGAUAUUCCGAUCGAGUCGUGCGGCCGUUCAUCACCGCUUCGUGUUGCCUUACAGGCGAGUGCGCCUGACCUGCUGCUGAUAUUAUUAAGAUAUGGCGCCCAUCCGACCCCUCCAGAUGGCGGUGCCUCAGUUGUGCACGCUCUACUGGAGAAACUCACUGAGAACGGGCGCAAUUACGUUCUACAAAAUGUGUCGUGUUUGCAAAUUCUGCUCCGCACUAUACCAAUGAUCGAGAUGCCAUAUAAGCCAAUUAUCUACAGCGCUCGCCGCGAACUGUUUUUCGAAAAAUACGGCCGCCUUCUAAUUGAUCGCAUCAUCACCAAGGAGCAGGUGUACGGCGUCGUCUCCCUGCGGCAUUUAUGUCGAUGCCGCAUACGUGACUUGCUGCGCCGCAACUGCCAACUGCCCGACGGCAUAGAUACGCUGCGGCUGCCCCGACGCUUGCAUCGCUACAUCGACUUGAUGGAGGAGCUCGAGGGGCCACAAAAAGAGGACGAUGACGAAAACAAUGCGGCGCUGGAGAAAUUACAAGCCACCGGCGGUGCCGUUAGUGGUGCGAAGAAACGGGUGCAUUUUGCCGAGUCCAAGGAGGAGGAGCAGUCCUCGGUGGAUGUGGAAGUGGCUGUGGAGGUCGUGGAGAGUCUAUUGCUGGAGGAAAGGCUGCCGAUGGAACAGCAGGCCACCAUGACGGGCGAAUUACCGACGGUAGUGGAGGAAGACACGGCAGAGCUGGCAGAGGAGCAAUUAGAGAUGGAAUGCCAGAAUGAUUUCGCUGUUGUGGUGGAGAAACCGUUAGCGGUCGAAAUUAUCAGCCCCAUGCAGAUGCUGUUGACUGCCGAAAAUAGCAGCGGGAACAGCAGUAGCAGCGACAGCGACAUAAGCAACAACGAAAAGGCAGAGCAAGACAGUUGCAUUGGUAGUAACAAGAACAACGAAAGCAACACUCUCGGCAAGGUCAGAGAAUGCAUCGAGCGCCAAUUGAGCUAGCCAACCCUGACAUAACAAUAUUAAAUAUACGAGUAAGUAAGUACGUGUUACGAGUUUAAGUGAGUUAUAUGAACUGCCCGAGUUGUGCGGACAUCAAGAGUAACGCUGUUGGCAUACAAACAACAACAUUUGAAGACGAAACUGUCGCUUUUUACUAACUCAACUUUUUGGAAUUACGUUGUCGCAUUUUUGGCUGCCUUUUGACUUUACUGGCACAGCAGCAGAGUUGCAUUUAUGUGGAGAGCGUGUAGUUGGCGAAAUCGUGGACAAAUAUUUUUUAAUGCAAAAACUUUAUUUUUUCGCAGAAUUCACGUUUUUUCAGUGGCAAGUUGGCUUAACUUACUUUGCCAACAAGUGAUUCGUGAGUGAAUUGCCGGAUAUACUAUACAUUUUCAUUUUGCUGCGACACGCUUCAAACUGUUAUUACAUUACUAUUACUUUUUCGAAUGCAGUUGGGUGAGUGUGUUCGCCAAACAAUCGCAUUUUUGUAAAAUAUACAACAAAAAAUCCGUGUCUUUCACUCACCGAUAAGUUUCCUCGCUGACGUUGAUACGUCCCGGCACACCCGUGGUCUCUGUGCGGCUGGUCAGGUUCACCGUGUUG
Molecule: messenger RNA, 3603 nt
Organism: Bactrocera tryoni
Lineage: Eukaryota; Metazoa; Arthropoda; Insecta; Diptera; Tephritidae
Gene: stops
Exons: 9
Coding region: 1474-3000 (508 amino acids)
Biological process (GO): intracellular signal transduction
Source: RefSeq, a predicted model, not a curated record